Saccoglossus kowalevskii is the source of this 1269-nucleotide messenger RNA. Its product is annotated as leucine-rich repeat-containing protein 15-like. Lineage: Eukaryota; Metazoa; Hemichordata; Enteropneusta; Harrimaniidae. The record is from RefSeq and is a predicted model, not a curated record.
AUGAAUAAGGCAUACACGAAAUGUAUGCUGUAUUUGAUGACGUCAGUUUUAAUGCUACAUUGCGUACAGGCAGGAUGUUGGGAUUACUGCGCAUGUGCUCUUGGUAACUAUGGUCACGAUGACGAGUUUUACUUGGAUUGCAGAGGAAGGCAGUUAAAAUUUAUUCCUAACGGAUCCUCCCAUGGCGUCCAAGACUCGCUGUUGUCGGAAUCUGCAGUGGGUCCGAGUCCGUCUUCCGCGGUGCGGCACAGAUUGGUCUCUGUUGUUCCCUGGUCCAAUUCUCGGACCUUGGCCAGUGAAGUUAUUCACUAUGCAUGGUUCACUCAUAACAACCUAACUAAGCUACAUUCUAGAGAAUUUCAAUAUUUACAUAUUUUAAUCGAGUUGCGUUUGUCAUAUAACCAUAUUACCGAAAUACAGCCUAAUGCGUUUGAAGGCUUAGUCCACGUGGAAACUCUGGAUGUAUCGCAUAACAAACUGAUGGAUGUGGACAUGUCGCUGUUCUUGGGAAUGGUGGGAUUGAAUGAAUUGUCUUUAGCCCACAACUCUAUUCAGAAUACAUUAAUGGAUUUCGAUGCAUUCUCUGGUACCAACAGUUCCAGCGAAACCCUGCCUAUAGAAACGCUAGAUCUCAGUCAUAAUCGCAUCGUUAACUUUCCCCCAGGGUUCUUCGACGUGUUCACCAGUUUACGUGACUUAGACGUGUCGUAUAAUCGACUCUUACAACUACCUCUCAUUUCAUUUCCAUCAUUUUCCAGAUUCGCACAUAAUAACAUAAAUAAACUUGAGAAUUCUAAAAUCGGCGACAUGUCAAAGACAAGGUUACUGGAACUGAAUAAUAACAAUCUAUCAUACAUUAACCACACCACGGCAGCGAUGUUGGAGAUUUAUUCUAAUCCGAACCCUGACCUUGAGGUUAUCAGCUUUGACAAUCCCUGGCGAUGUGACUGCGUCAUGUUAAAACUACGCGAAACAUGGUCCAGACACCCCAUCUUUCUCGCAGACGCCAUCGAGUGUCAAGAACCCACUAAGUUAAGGGGACGGAAUUUCUGGCAAGUUGAUGAAACUGAACUGGUUUGUGGAAACGAGGAGGUUGAAAAAUCAGUGACAGCGCCAACAAUGUUGAUUGUAUGUGUGGUGGUGUCCAGUCUUGUGACACUGCUGCUCACGCUGGUGGUGGUGGUUAUUGUGUGUCAGUGCCGAUCAAAAAGAUACAAUAUGAAUAAUUCUCCUAAAAUUGAAACGACCGAAAUGGACAAACAGGGGUGA